CUCUCAUUUGGCUAUGCUCACCGGAAAUGCGAAACUGACGAUUUCAAAGCGGAGUGAUCUUCUGUUCUAAUCUCCAUUUUUUCUUUUAUAUUUCUCGGGAGGCAAUGUCUCCGGCGAUGGGGAAAUGCGAAAAAAACCGAAUUUCUGUUCGGAUCCGUCAAAUAUUUAAGCAGUGGCGGAGGAAGGAGCACGCUGAUUCCGCCUAUCCUGCAUUCUCCUCCGCCAUGGCGCCACCAUCGGAUGUUCCGCCGGGACACGUGGCGGUCUGCGUCGGAAUGAGCCGCCGGAGAUUUGUGGUCCGAUUGACGCAUCUGAGCCAUCCGAUCUUCCGGCGGCUUCUCAUGGAGGCGGAGGAGGAGUACGGGUUCGCUCAGGUGGGCCCGCUCGCAAUCCCAUGUGAUGAGUGUCUGUUCGAGGAGAUUCUGCGAUUUGUGACUCGUCCCAAGUCCGCCUGUCUAGGUGAGCGGACGACGCUGGAGGAUCUCCGGAGAUGCUCCCAUGUCGGGUUGGCGAAGAGGGUCGAGUACUUCGGCGAAUCUCAGCCGUUGCUUCCUGGCAUUGCGGACAAAUCCGUGUUCUGAGGCUGACUCGGAGAAGCCGACUCAGUCACCGACCAACAAAAAGCUUCGAUUAGUGGAGAUAUUUGGUGUGAUUAGAGGGUUUUUAGCUAAUUAUGAUUAAAGCUUGACUGAGAGGAGAUGGCGAUUAGGAUUGUAUUUUUUUUUAAAUGCCGAGUCAUCCCGAGUUGAGUCGGAGGUUUUGUUUUGGAAAGCCUCUGUUUAUGAUUCUUAUUUCUUACAUUGUAAAUUCAAUUUUUCUUGGUUAACUAAAUGGAAUAAAUUCGAAUAUACCCUUUCUUUCUUGUA
Messenger RNA from Tarenaya hassleriana, 866 nucleotides. Its product is annotated as auxin-responsive protein SAUR36-like. The transcript has a single exon. The record is from RefSeq and is a predicted model, not a curated record. Gene Ontology annotation, biological process: response to auxin. NCBI's taxonomy places the organism in Eukaryota, Viridiplantae, Streptophyta, Magnoliopsida, Brassicales, Cleomaceae. The coding region runs from base 105 to 581 and encodes 158 amino acids.